This is a messenger RNA of Cetraspora pellucida, 275 nucleotides long. NCBI's taxonomy places the organism in Eukaryota, Fungi, Glomeromycota, Glomeromycetes, Diversisporales, Gigasporaceae. The record is from the annotation of a GenBank genome assembly.
AAACCUUAAAAAAACUUCAAAUUGCUUGUAACAAAGAGGUUAAGAACCAGAAAGCAGAUUCCAAUUUAGAUAAUAUGGAUAAUGACUUAUCCAAAAAAAAAAAAAGGACCAAAAGGAAGAAAAAUUACAAAAAGGAUGAUACUUCUAGUUCAGAGAUGGAAGAUACUAAUAAUGAGUUGGCUCCAAUUGAAAAACCAAAUGAAGCAAUAUAUAUUAAUAUUUCUAAAACACUCAAACUGGACAAACCUGUAUAUAAUAGCUAUCAGACGAAUGAU